GACCAGACCCGGUCCCCUGCUCCCGCCUGCCCUCAGCUGUGCCCGGUGCACGCCCGCCCCAGGGAACCGCAGCCGGGAGCUGCCCUUGGAGGAGGAUCUUUUACCUGCUUCUUUGGAAAGUGCUUCACCAUCACGCGGCGCGCGCUCCCGCCCCUUCCCCUCUUUCUAGGCACCACGCGGUUUUUUCGGCUAAGUAACUUUUGCACUCCCGCCUCUCCUCUCCCUUCCCCCCACUCCUGGGGACCAGAGGCGGUACCGAGUCUGGGGGCGGUUCCGUGGCAGCGUUGAUUCACGUCUGGGCCAGACUUUUGCUCCAGGGCUGGGUUUGUAUCGCCCCGAUUAUACCCUCAGGAAAGAGGAGCCAGGCCCCUUCCAGCCUCAGCUUCCGGCUCAGAGCAGACCCCCCUCCCCCAUCCCACUCCCCUUCCCGUUCUCCCUCCUGUUCCUCUCUCGGCCACAAUAUUUCAUUAGUGCUCUCCCCCUACUCCGCAGUAUUUUCUUUCUUUUUCCCUCCUCUCCAUUUGUCGUUUUAUAUUUCCCACUGUUUGAGGAAGGAUGGUUGAUUUGGAGAGCGAAGUGCCCCCUCUGCCUCCCAGGUACAGGUUUCGGGAUUUGCUGUUAGGGGACCAAGGAUGGCAAAACGACGACAGGGUACAAGUUGAAUUCUAUAUGAAUGAAAACACAUUUAAAGAGAGACUAAAGUUAUUUUUUAUUAAAAACCAGAGAUCAAGUUUAAGAAUACGCCUGUUCAAUUUUUCUCUCAAAUUAUUAAGCUGUUUAUUAUACAUAAUCCGAGUGCUACUGGAAAACCCUUCACAAGGAAAUGAAUGGUCUCAUAUCUUUUGGGUGAACAGAAGUCUACCUUUAUGGGGCUUACAGGUUUCAGUGGCAUUGAUAAGUCUAUUUGAAACAAUAUUACUUGGUUACCUCAGUUAUAAGGGAAACAUCUGGGAACAGAUUUUACGAAUACCCUUCGUCUUGGAAAUAAUUAAUGCGGUUCCCUUCAUUAUCUCAAUAUUCUGGCCUUCCUUAAGGAAUUUAUUUGUGCCAGUCUUUCUAAAUUGUUGGCUUGCCAAACAUGCCUUGGAAAAUAUGAUUAAUGAUCUGCACAGAGCCAUUCAGCGUACACAGUCUGCAAUGUUUAAUCAAGUUUUGAUUUUAAUAUCUACAUUACUAUGUCUUAUCUUCACCUGCAUUUGUGGAAUCCAGCAUCUCGAACGAAUAGGAAAGAAGCUGAAUCUCUUUGACUCCCUUUAUUUCUGCAUUGUGACAUUUUCUACGGUAGGAUUUGGGGAUGUCACUCCUGAAACUUGGUCCUCCAAGCUCUUUGUGGUUGCUAUGAUCUGUGUUGCUCUUGUGGUUCUACCCAUACAGUUUGAACAGCUGGCCUAUUUAUGGAUGGAGAGGCAAAAGUCAGGUGGGAACUAUAGUCGACACAGAGCUCAAACUGAAAAGCAUGUUGUUCUGUGUGUCAGCUCACUGAAGAUUGAUUUGCUUAUGGAUUUUUUAAAUGAAUUCUACGCUCAUCCAAGACUACAGGAUUAUUAUGUGGUGAUUCUGUGUCCUACUGAAAUGGACGUGCAAGUUCGAAGGGUGCUGCAGAUCCCAAUGUGGUCACAAAGAGUUAUCUACCUUCAAGGUUCAGCCCUGAAAGAUCAGGACCUAUUGAGAGCAAAGAUGGAUGAUGCUGAGGCCUGUUUUAUUCUGAGCAGCCGUUGUGAAGUAGAUAGGACAUCAUCUGAUCACCAAACAAUUUUGAGAGCAUGGGCUGUGAAAGAUUUUGCUCCAAAUUGUCCUUUAUAUGUCCAGAUAUUAAAGCCUGAAAAUAAAUUCCAUAUCAAAUUUGCUGAUCAUGUUGUUUGUGAAGAAGAGUUUAAAUACGCCAUGUUAGCUUUAAACUGUAUAUGCCCAGCAACAUCUACGCUUAUUACACUACUGGUUCAUACUUCUAGAGGACAGGAGGGCCAACAAUCACCAGAACAGUGGCAGAAGAUGUAUGGGAGAUGCUCUGGGAAUGAAGUGUACCACAUUGUUCUGGAAGAAAGCACAUUUUUUGCUGAAUAUGAAGGGAAGAGUUUUACAUAUGCCUCUUUUCAUGCACACAAAAAGUUUGGCGUCUGUUUGAUUGGUGUUAGGAGAGAGGAUAAUAAAAACAUUUUGCUGAAUCCAGGUCCUCGAUACAUUAUGAAUGCUACAGAUAUAUGCUUUUAUAUUAAUAUUACCAAAGAAGAAAAUUCGGCAUUUAAGAACCAAGACCAGCAGAGAAAAAGCAAUGUAUCAAGGACAUUUUAUCAUGGACCUUCCAGAUUACCUGUACAUAGUAUAAUUGCCAGCAUGGGCACUGUGGCUAUAGACUUGCAAGAUACAAGCUGUAGAUCAGCAAGUGGCCCUACCUUGUCUCUUCCUUCAGAGGGAGGCAAAGAGAUGAGAAGACCUAGCAUUGCUCCUGUUUUAGAGGUUGCAGAUACAUCAUCAAUUCAAACAUGUGAUCUUCUGAGCGAUCAGUCGGAAGAUGAAACUACACCAGAUGAAGAAAUAUCCUCAAAUUUAGAGUAUGCUAAAGGCUACCCCCCUUACUCUCCAUAUAUAGGAAGUUCACCCACAUUUUGUCAUCUCCUUCAUGAAAAAGUGCCAUUUUGCUGCUUAAGAUUAGACAAGAGUUGCCAGCAUAACUACUAUGAGGAUGCAAAAGCCUAUGGAUUCAAAAAUAAACUAAUUAUAGUUGCAGCUGAAACAGCUGGAAAUGGAUUGUACAAUUUUAUUGUUCCUCUCAGGGCAUAUUAUAGACCAAAGAAAGAACUGAAUCCCAUAGUACUGCUAUUGGAUAACCCUCUAGAUGAUUUACUCAGGUGUGGAGUGACUUUUGCUGCCAACAUGGUGGUUGUGGAUAAAGAAAGUACCAUGAGUGCCGAAGAAGACUACAUGGCAGAUGCCAAAACGAUUGUAAAUGUACAGACCCUUUUCAGGUUGUUUUCCAGUCUCAGUAUUAUCACAGAGCUUACUCACCCAGCCAACAUGAGAUUCAUGCAAUUCAGAGCCAAAGACUGUUACUCUCUUGCUCUUUCAAAACUGGAAAAGAAAGAACGGGAGAGAGGUUCUAAUUUGGCCUUUAUGUUUCGACUGCCUUUUGCUGCUGGGAGGGUGUUUAGCAUCAGCAUGUUGGACACACUUUUAUAUCAGUCUUUUGUGAAGGAUUACAUGAUUUCUAUCACCAGACUUCUGUUGGGACUGGACACCAUACCAGGCUCAGGGUUUCUUUGUUCUAUGAAAAUCACUGAGGAUGACUUAUGGAUCAGAACUUAUGCCAGACUUUAUCAGAAGUUGUGUUCUUCUACAGGAGAUGUCCCCAUCGGAAUCUACAGGACUGAGUCUCAGAAACUUGCUGCAUCUGAGCCUCGAGAAAUAGCAUCACAAUCUCAAAUAUCUAUCAGUGUAGAAGAGUGGGAAGACACCAAAGAUACCAAAGAACAAGGUCACCACCGCAGCAACCACCGCAACUCGACAUCUAGCGACCAGUCAGACCACCCCUUGCUGCGAAGAAAGAGCAUGCAGUGGGCCCGAAGACUGAGCAGAAAAGGUCCAAAACACAGUGGUAAAACAGCUGAGAAGAUAACCCAGCAGCGAUUGAACCUCUACCGGAGGUCAGAAAGACAAGAGCUUGCUGAACUUGUGAAAAAUAGAAUGAAACACUUGGGUCUUUCCACAGUAGGAUAUGAUGAAAUGAAUGAUCAUCAAAGUACCCUCUCCUACAUCCUGAUUAACCCAUCUCCAGAUACCAGGAUAGAGCUGAACGAUGUGGUAUAUUUAAUCCGACCAGAUCCAUUGGCCUACCUUCCAAACAGUGAACCCAGUCGAAAAAACAGCUUCUGCAAUGCCACUGGACAAGACGCUCGGGAAGAAACUCAGCUAUGAUAAAAAGAAAAGAGACAUUUUUAUUUCUACCAGGACUUUGCUCAAGACAGCUCUAACCCUUAGGACAAAAGUGCUGCUGACAUGAAACAAACGAGAUUGGAAUAGGUUCAAUUCUCUCAUAUUUAAAAAAAAAAAAAAAAUUGUUCUAAUUAUAGAUUAUUUUGAAACUUCAUGUGCUGCUUAAUAAUUGCUCCUUCCCAUUAAUAUUUGAAAGAUAUCAAUGGAAUGAUUUUGGAAAACUAGAUUAAAACAUGAAGAUUUAAAUAUUAUAUUUAUUAAUUACUUGAAAAUGAUCUGAACCACAUGAAGCCAAUUUUAAAAUGAUUAGAGUUUUAUGAACGUAAACAAAAAAUCCAACUCCUUUUUGUGCAUCACAAUGGACAUGGAAAUUGUUGCUUUCCUUAGUGUGUCAUUUUUAUAUUCUUUAAACUUGCUGUUAUAUCGAAUUGGAAUCAUUAUAAAGGUCUAGUCUUCUCUACAAAGAAAUUAACAAACUGGGUGGCUGAUUUUCAUCUAAGGAUCAUAGUUUGCUUUGGAAUACGCAUCUUUAAGUCAUUUUAAUCUUUUUUUGUCUGACUUUUCAUAUGGGACCAUAUUCAUUUUAGAAUUUGAGAUGGUCAUAGCAUGUUUUAUGACACUUAAGAAACCAAAACAUAAACGGAAAGAAAUAUUAAGUACCUGAAUAUUUUUAAAACUUUAAUAUGACAUACAGGAAGUGUACUAAAAAACAAAUCAUCUGUUGCUCUCCUAAAAGAAUGCGUAGCAUAGAGAAGAUACUUAACACACAAUUUGUUGGUAUACAUUUAAUCCAAAAAUUGGUAUUUUAACUGGAUUUCUUGAAAUGUGCAGCUAUGAUUUUCAUUAGACUCGUGGGCAUUAACAUUUUUCAUAUAUUUGUAUAGUAUACUAAUUGGAAGGAUAGUUUAAAAUUCAAAGAUGCAAAAUUAUACUUUUUAUGAAAUACAAAGUCAUUUCAAAAUACUAAAAGUCCUCCUUUAUGCCCUGGAUAUUAAAAUAAUCAAGAGCCCUGGUGGCACAAUGGUUAAGUACUUGGCUGCUAACUAAAAGGUGUGAGAUUUGAACCCACCAGCCGCUCUAAGGGAGAAAAGACCUGGCAACCUGCUCCGAUAAAGAUUACAGCCUAGAAAACCCUAUGGAGCAGUUCUACUCUGUCUGACAGGGUAGACGUGAGUCAGAAUCAACUCAAUGGCACAGAACAACAAUUAAAAUAAUCACAAAAACUUUUGUAUGUAAAAACAUUUUAUUUAACUUUGAAAAAUCAUAUAGAGGAACUAUGUUUUAGCAUAGUAAGAAAAAAACAUAUAAUUUAAAAUAUGUACUUUUAAAUUUAAUAUGAAUGAUGCAGAAUUUGGCAUAACUGUUAAUGAAAUUUACAACAAAAUUUAAAGGUAAAUUGACUCUUGAUGGCAUCAGUGAUUUUGUCUGUAUUGUUUUCCCCCCCCCCUUUUUUUUUAAUGGAAACAGGCCAAAAAGCACAAGAGAAUGUAUACAUAGUUUACAGGUAUUUAAAGCGUGGAAAGGUAUAUCUGGAAACCCUGGUGGCGUAGUGGCAAAGUGCUACGGCUGCUAACCAAGAGGUUGGUAGUUCGAAUCUGCCAGGCGCUCCUUGGAAACUCUAUCGGGCAGUCCUACUCUGUCCUGUAGGGUCCUACAAGUCGGAAUCAACUCAACGGCAGUGGGUUUUUUUUUGUUUUUUUUUUAAGGUAUAUCUGUGGGUGAAAUAUUGGGAAAUUAAAAAAUAUAUUUUUCUUCUAAUUCUGUAUUUUUUUUAUUUCUGAAUUUGACAUUAUGUUUUACUUUGGCAAAAAAAAUAGUAUAUAUAAGACUAGAAUGGGACAUUUUAUCCUUUCUUUUCAUAGAGAAGCAGAUUAAUUGAAAGGAAAACAGAAGGAUUAAAAAGCAUGGAUAAAGAAAGCUUAAUAAUCCCCCAAUAAUUCUAUAAAAUAAAAUUGAAAAUCAAAGAUUAUACUUAUUGUAUAAUUUGGCUUAGAAAACAUGAAAUGUCAAUUUUUUUUACCUUUUUUUUUUUUUUUUUACUAUCCUACCCUCAUUUUACAAUAACAAGAACAACAAGAAUUUCCCCUAAUACUUAGAAAGAUCGUAUGUAUAUCAAUCUGUAUAUGUUAUAAACACAUAUAAAAUACAUUUGACAAACACAGUCAUAUAAAAAGUUGCAAAACUAAAGACAGAAUUGGACUUAUAUAUGUAAUGGAGAACAACAAUAACUUUAAUUUUUUUUUAUUUGCUAAUCUGUAGUCAACUAUGAUGUUUCUUUGAGUUGACAUUUCCUUGCUCCAUUGCAGUUAUUUUUAGAAAUAAAUGUAAGAUUUUACAAAUAUUCUGUUUCCCCACAGGAUCUCAAGGUCAGCGUUUUUACAAAAUGGCAGUCCUUAAGACUAGGAUUUUAAGCUAGGACAUGAUUACAUUUCCUAUAAAACUAGAAAUUAUUUGAUAAAAUCUUAAAUAAGUAUUUUUGAUUAUGAACAUUAGUCCAAAUUUAAUAUUUGACACAAUUCAUAUCAGCUUGCUAUAUUAAUGGUAGUUUAUUAGCUUUUCUGUUACUUAAAGAAUAAGAACAUGCUUAUAAUAGCCUUUUAAGAAAUGGUUGCCUUUUUAAAUUAAAUUCUACUUGCACAUGAAAAAAAACAAAAUCAAUAAUAGUCCUUGUACCCUUUCGGUUGGUUCUGUUUAUUGUCUAUGUACCAUUUUGCUACCAGUUACAUUGAAUUGCUUUGAAAUAAAUAAUAAAAUUAUUUCUGAUGAUGAAAACUCUUGGUGUUCUUUGUCAAAGUUUAGUUGUUUAGACAAAUUGCAUGUUCAAUGAAACUAUCAAAUUUGUUACUUUGUUAUCUCA
Messenger RNA from Loxodonta africana (African savanna elephant), 6787 nucleotides. RefSeq names its product potassium sodium-activated channel subfamily T member 2 (gene KCNT2). The transcript has 28 exons. Gene Ontology annotation, cellular component: plasma membrane. The record is from RefSeq and is a predicted model, not a curated record. Gene Ontology annotation, biological process: potassium ion transmembrane transport. Lineage: Eukaryota; Metazoa; Chordata; Mammalia; Proboscidea; Elephantidae. The coding region runs from base 556 to 3912 and encodes 1118 amino acids. Gene Ontology annotation, molecular function: intracellular sodium-activated potassium channel activity; outward rectifier potassium channel activity.